UGCAUUUUGGGCAAUAAACUUUCAAUAGAUGUCACUAAAACACAUCUUCCUUAUAAAGCACGACAAGGAAAUAUGAUAUGAAUUGUUGAUGUAAUGCGACACAAUCAUAAAGAGCUGUUAUGGAGGGAUGGAUAUUAUAACUAAUAACUAAUUAUAACUAAUAACUAAUGUUUUGAUAUUUUGACUAAAUGGAACGUGAAAUUAAUCAGUAUUUUCCACCUGACAGUAUCUUUAACGAUGACAGUGAUCUUUCUGAUUUACCGGAUGACAGAGGUUCUGCAUCUUUAUCAAGCACAGAAGAAAAGGACGUGUAUAUUCCACGAGGAAAUAUAGAGUUAACUCAAGUCAACGAUGUGAAUAUAAACAAAUAUUUUUCUCAAAACAGUAUUUUUUUAUCAGAUGACGAGGAAGACAGUUUGGAAACGGAGCCAGUAACCAAACGAUUGACACCGACAUCUCCUCGAAGAAAUGUUAAUCUGCGAGACCUUCAGGAUUUCCACCUAUCAAAAUAUUCAGAGCAGAAGGAAGAUCAAAAUUCUCCAACAAAAACUGUAUUUAGCACUGAACUGGAGGUACCCGAAAUACCAACGAUAAAGAUAGAAAAAACGGAAAAUGACUUCUUGGAUCAAAACUUAUAUGAUACCCCGCCACCACCUCUCCCAAACAAGAAAAGACGUACAUUAGAUGUCCCAGGAGAUCGACAAUCGGAAUGUGAUCAAAAUAAAAGUAGAAGAGGAAGCUGUCCAGGUUUUAUCGGAACAUGGGAAAGAGAUUCCCUCCUACAGGAGAAGUUUGAUAAUCUUUUAGCCAAUGAAGGUUUAGGUUGUUCAGACUAUGAGGUUAUAUCGAGUGGCUUUCUUUGUAAAAGCAAAACACGAAAAAAGACUUUAAGAGAGAGGCUGCUGUCGGUAUUUCCAAAUCGUAUUUAUCUUUCAUCCAGUGAUUCAGAACUCGACAACACAACAGCACAAAAUAUGAGAGAUUCAACUUUAUCUCAUACAAAAAAGAUUGGUGACAAAAGAUCUCAUCAUAAUAUAUGGACUGUUAAAGAUAAAAUUUGCUCCAAAUACAGAGAAAUUCGAUCGGCAGCUUGUUCAAAAACUGGACAAAGUUGUAGCAAUCUCUUGGAAUUAGAGUCUACAUUUUGUGUUCCUGCAGGUUGUUCAAACGUGUCCUCGAUAAUACCGUAUGAUUCUGGACAAUGCUGGGUAGCGACGGAUGCAUCAGAGAGCAUACUCCUGUACGACAGGAAUGGAGACUUAAUGGACUUCGUUAAUGUUGGCUGUCCAGUGGACUCCCUAGCUACUGACAAAGAUGGCAAUGUGUUUAUGUCGUGUCCAGAUUUGAAACAAGUUCGCAUGGUUGACCGUCAUCGACAUAUGAGAACUUUUCUGGAUAUGACACAAUACCCACGAGGCAUCGCCUACAUGCGACUAGAGGACUCUAUACUAGUAUGUAGAAACAACAACAAGAUAGCUAACGAUCUUACAGUGAAGGCAUGCAAUCCACUCAGAAAAUAUCCUAUCCGUGGACCAAAGUCAAGUAAACCACGGGAUACAGAUGUAGCUGAAAAUAUGUUUGGUUAUCCUUUCCGAGUUUGUGUGAAUGUUAACGAUGACUGCAUAGUGUCUGAUUUUGCUCAUCGUUCAAUCACGGUUUUGGACUCAGCUGGGAGAAUCCGCUUUACCUUCAAAUCAUCCAAAGACUUUCCCAUUCGAAACCGCCAUUCCGUUUGUUGUGAUCAGAAAGGAAACAUUUACAUUUUUUCGAAAGGUACACCAAAUGUCUGUGUAUUGGAACCAAGUGGCAAUAUCAAAGAUUUAUUUUCCUGUCAAGACCUUAUGAAUGAGUCAGUGUUUGCCUCCGUCUUUGAUUCUGACGACUAUUUAUGGGUGGCUUGCAUGGAUGGAUUCAUCAAAAUUUUUCAAAAAAAUUUAAUUCAGUAAAAUCAUAAUUAAAGUUAAUUCUAUGGUAAUCUAGGAUAUUCUUUCCUUAAUCCACAAAUGUCUUUCUUUUGAAUCCCUUGAUUGGUUUUUCAUGUACCUUUAAGAAUUUUAUCAUGUUUGAACUCCAUAGAUUGCUAGCUGAAUGCACGUAUUCGAUACUUAAUGCCAUUAAGCAAUGAGAGUUCCUUUUCUGCGACACGUGACCUUGGAUUAAUAGGCUUCAUCAGAGGAUCUGUUUUCAUGUUCAAGAUCUAAAAUAAAUUUUAAGACUUAAUGUAUGACUAUGACGUGUUUAAAAUCCAUUGAUGAACUUUAUAUGGAUAUAACGAACCAUAUGCAAGUUCAAAAGUCCAUAAAACAAUACAAAAUGGGGGCAGAGCUAUCAAGGACCUCCAAAACAUCAGAGGUUGGACCAGUUGCCUUGGAUGACUGAGCAUACCCUGCCGACUGAUCACUCCUGCCGUGUGAUAUUAUUGAUAAAAACAAAGAGUAAAAAUACAGUACUACAAAAAAUAUAAGGUUGAUAUUUGAAAACGAAAUUUGCAAACAGGUUUAAAAAUGUCUUUGCAAUUUAUUAUUUCUAGGGUGUACCCUUGCGUUUCUCAUUUUACAUCUUUGAAUAGAAUGUGUGCAAAGGAAGUUCAGUACAACAUUGAAAAAACGAACCCAGGGUCAUGUUUAUUUACAUAUACUUAUGAUUAAUGCAUUUAAGAGAAUAAUUUUGUAAUUCUCUGUUUGUAAAUAUCUGUAAAUAAAUGAGGAGAACUUUCUUUUGUGUCUGUGUAAGGGUGUGUGGGUGCACGUGUUUGUGAGGCUAAUUGUCAAAAAUUUAAUUGGUUCUGCCUUCAAGCAGUUUUUUUAUUGUCUCCACUCCAACUUAUUUUCAUUGAUUUUACAAUAAUUA
Molecule: messenger RNA, 2850 nt
Organism: Saccostrea cuccullata (small rock oyster)
Lineage: Eukaryota; Metazoa; Mollusca; Bivalvia; Ostreida; Ostreidae
Exons: 2
Coding region: 189-1946 (585 amino acids)
Source: RefSeq, a predicted model, not a curated record